GUCGUCGUCGUCGUCGUCUUCUCUUUCUCCCCCCAAGAUCACUUGACCUUCAUUCCUUUUGCUAUCUGGCUGCCAUAACGUCCCCUUUGACUAGAACACUCGAAUACUUUUCACCUCGCUGACUCCCGCACCCAAAGGACGAUCGAUCGUCGUCGCGGGCUUCUUUCAGCAUCGCCGGCCCGGAGUACAGGUGACCUCCCAAUAGUCGUCGUCGUCGGACGAUCACCAUCAUGAACCCUUACAAACGGUCUCAAGACCCGUCACUCCCUCUCGGCUCGGCGAGGCCGACUGCAUCAUCAUCUUCGUCCGCGACCGCACCAGCGGGACCACCGGGAGGUGGAGGAGGAGGAGCAGGUUCAGCUUCUUCAGCUUCUGGAGCAGGACCAGGCGGAGAACGAGAUCCCCCCGGACCUACCGCUUCAUCUUCAUCGACCACGAUCAGGCUUCCUGGUCGGACCAACCCAUAUCUCCCACCCGACGAUCCCAUCCGACCUCGAUAUCCAUACGGGAUGGCCUCGUCUGCGUCCAUCUGGGGCUCUGAUCGAGAACGUGAGCGGGAAAGGGAGCGUGAGCGUGAUCGAGAGCGAGAGCGAGAGAGGGAACGCGAACGGGGAAACAACCGAGGCUAUCCUCAUCCUCCCUUGUCCGGACCUUCUGCGCACGCUCCUCCUCAAGCAUCUCCUGCUGUCUCUUCGUCCAAUCCCAACUCGGUGACCGGAUCUAGGAAUUCGUCCAUCUUCCCUCGAGACCCCUCGGCAUCAAACUCGAACUCUGCCUCGAACUCGAACGCGGCCAAGGUCCCAACUACCUCGCUGGCGGAUAAAGAAAGAGAAAGGGAGAGAGAAAGAGACCGCAUUGGCAGCAAUACCGGUAUCCGAUCGGGAGUGUUAUCACGCCCGCUGGAGUUCGAGAAGCGCAUCGAGAGGGAGAAACAGGACUUUUACCGUGAGAUAGAACAGGGGCAGCAUAAGCAGCGCGAGAGAGAGAGGGAUGCGAGUAUGGGUCGACUCGGUUUGGGGACGAUCGGGGGAGGCAGGGGGUAUGGUGCAGCGGCUGGAGGUAUUGGUGGAAGUAGCGGAACAGGCGUCGCGAGACCGAACGGACCCGCUGGCUCCAACAGCGGUACAAGCAACGCCAAGAACAGUAACAACAAUUCCGGUAGCUCGGGUAAUCCUCCCAGCUCGUCGGCAUCCGGGGCACAAACUAAAGAAACAGGAUCUUCGAACGCAAGCACGAACCCCAACCCUACCUCGUCCGCAUCUAGUCACAGCCACAACAAUCCUCCUUCGCAUUCCGCAUACCGCAGCCCGUUUUCGAUGUUUGGACCUCCCGGUCGAAACUCUGCCGGUGCCGGCGCACCUCCUACCCCUUCAACAGGAACGGGCAAUCAUGGAAACGCAACUGCUACUGGCUCGGCGGACAACAGCGGGAACCCCAAUAGCUCUUCGUCUAAUGCCUCUUCCUCGAAACCCACUGGGUCCGGAAUGGGAUCGUCCUACGUCUCCCCCUACGCGUCGUUCUUUGGAGGAGGUUCUGCACGUCGGACCGGAUUUUCGCCGUUGGACCGUGAAAGAGAACGCGAGAGGGAGGUCGAGGAAGGGCGUGAUCGUGAGCGGGGGAGUUUGCUGAAACGCGAAUGGGAGGAGAAGAGGAGGAGAGGUUUACUCGGACCUGGGAGUGCAACAGGUCCUGGAUCCGGGGCCGGGUCGGGGACGAGUGGGACUGGUACGGGUGCGGGGGCGAGUGCAAGUCAGAAGGGGGAAGAACAAGGUGGUGGAUCCAGGUUCAAGACCCCUUCGGCCUUGUUACCCAGUCCGAGGUCGGUUCCCAGUACACCAGGAUUAGGAUUAAGCCAGGGCCAGAGUCAGGGAAAGUCGGCCGGAGGUGACGGUAAUGCUAACCCUCAGAAGUCUGGUCCUGGUGCAAAGCUCGGCCUCGGUGGGCUUGGUCCUUCGUCGACCGGAUCGGGGACUUCGGGUGGACCCACGUCUGCAGGGUUCAAUCCGUUGACUUCCCGGACAUUGCCCAGUCCGUUCGACCGACCUGGACCAGGAUCGCAACCGGGGACACCGGGCAUCAAGAUCGAAGGGCCUGCAGCUUCGGGUUCGACACCGACUUCCUCGUCAGCCACUACGACCGGUGGGAUGAAGUUAUCCAGUCUCUUGGGGCCGGGUGGGUCUGUUCAGAGUGAUAGACCCGUAGCAGGCCAAGGGAGUAGCGUCUCGCCUCGACCUGCAAGAGCGGCCCCCGCUGGGACGUCGGUUCCCGGUGUCUCGCAACCUGGGGCGGCAGGAGGUUCCCGAAGCGCAUACGGUUUCAUGGCGCCUCAUAGUUCGAUGUUUGGGUAUGACAGUUCGAGGCAAAAGGAACGGGCCAGGUUACGCGAAUCCGAGCGGGACUGGGAGCGGGAGCGAGAAAGGGAAAGGGAAGGUUUGGCUGGGAAACGGGAGAGGAGUGGAAGUGCUUCGACAGUCGUCCCUCCAGGUUCCGUCAGGGCAGGAUCGUCUGCCUUGAGUGGUAGUGCCGCGGCUGGUUAUCCCUCGAAUGCGGGAUUCGAUCCCAACUCGAACCGGAAUAGGAACAGAGGUCUGUCCUUUGGCUCGGGAACCGCUGGGAAAUCGCCCGUGUACGAUUACCCCGCCUCGUCACUCAAGACGGAUCUUGCCACUGAUCGGUUGCUACCUCUCGGAUCGUCGUCUUCCUCAUCGCUACAUUCGACGAUUCCGCCUGGUCCACUGUCGUCUAGUCUCGUUGCUACGGAACGAGAACGUGACAUCGCCAUCGCAAAGGAACGGGAGCGAGAGCGGGAACGAUCGAGACGAGAACUGGUUGAGAGGGAAAAGGAGAGAGACCGGGAACAAGAGAGAGCACGCGCGGAGCACGACAAGAGGGAGCAGUACGAACGCGACAGCGUCAAGGAAAGCUCGAAGAUGGCAUUCUAUAUGCGAAACCCCAACGCAAAGCUUCCUCCUCCGUAUGCCUCCAGGGACGGUCGUACGGCCACGGCUUCAAGCCAUGUCGGCGGAACUUCCGAGUCGACUCAUCGUCGCAGUCCCUCGAACGAUCCUGCCGGCAUGCCGAACUCGUCGUUCCAGGAUGCCAUGCGUGACAGGGAUCGUAAGGACGGUAUGGCUGCCUCGGCCAGACGACAGAUGGAACUCGAGCGAACCGCUUUCUACGAUCGAAGCGGAAUGUUCAGAUCUCGCGCGGCGGGUGGUGCCGUCGAUAUUGACAUGGAACAUGGCCGGUCCACGCCAAAACAAGCGAUCGAAGUGCUGAAUCGACCGGUAUCUCCGAUCACAUCCAGUGUGAUGGCGCAGACUCACCCAGCAGCGUUCCCACCCCCUGCAGGUAGCCUGUCCGCAACGGGAUAUUCUGACAUGAUAGACCAAUCAAUCAAGUCCGCCCCCGGUUCGCCUUCCCAAAAUCCGCUGGGCUCGAGUCGACAUGGCAAGCGCGAAUUUGAUACGCAUGAAGGCUCGAAACAGGUGGCGUCACUGGGCCACGGCGUACCAACAUCUGCAUCGGGCUCCAAGUCCCACAAGCGCAAGCGAAGCCAGGCUUACGCCCAGGAUUCUCGCGAGGUCGACCUCGACAAGAUGGAAGUGGACGCCGAUCCAAAAACUUCCGGCAAGAAGCGUUCAAGCAAAAAUACGAACGGUACGCGCGAUCAGAGGGAAGGCGUCGCGGCUCUACAGUAUCCAGCAACGGUCGCGCCACAGGUCAACUAUGGCAUGCUGAGCCUACCUCCCACCCUGACGCUCGAUGUCAGAUCGGAAUCCGUUGAAGUACACCUUCGCAAUCUGGGUAUCAAAGCGCUCCUCCAGUCCCUCGGCAAGACCACCUACAAGGGCUGGGAUUGGCUACUCGAUGCACAAGUUUUAUCGGACAAUAUCGGCGGAACCAUGGAAAUCUUGAUUCCCGGGCAAUAUCUCCCGUCUCCGCCCGAUCAGCUUCAAGGCUGGGCGGUGCGAGGCGAGAAGGAAUGGGACGAGGCCGUCUCGGAAGCUGGUAGAAAGAUCAUGUCGCAGAUUCCAGGUUACAAUGACCGACGGUUAUGGGGGAGCGACGUCUACACGGACGAUUCCGACGUCCUCGCCGUCAUGAUUCAUUCGUCCUGGCUUCGACCGAUACCUGCUGCUUUCGGCCGGAGGUCGUAUGGGGAGACACUUGCACGGAACAAACGGUCUCGACGACCACAAGAUGACCUCAAGGUUUUGAUCCGGGUGGCGCCCAAGCUGAUCCGCUAUGUGGCCUCCGAACGAGCGGGUUUUGCUAGUCGUGGAUGGGGCAACAGCCAUGACGGUGUCAGUUAUGUGGUGGAGACGGUCUCUAGAAUCCAACCACAGAAGCCUUUUACUCAGUCUCGCAAGAAUAGCAAACUGCGUAUGGCAGCCAACUUGCUGCAGAGACGGCUUGCUUUCGGUCACUUGUGCAGUGAUAACGGAACUACAGCAUGGCCACACAGCGGGAUCGAAGGCCUGCAGACCGAUCUCGAGAUGGAUGACGGGGUCGACGAGAUGUCGAGGGAGAGCGAUCUGACCUUCCUUCGAUCUGGUCAUGUCGGCUCUGUAUACAAGCCUUCAUUGCUCCGAUCGUGGCAUUUGCCCCUCGAGGGGGAAGUGCAGUCACCUGUCAAGUCGGAUGCGCUCAACCCUGUCGACGCGAUCGCUCAUCAUGCAGGUCUCGGUGUCAGCCCGGAGGAGGGAGUUAAGAAGAAUAUAUGGAUAAGGGAUCUUAUUCUCGAAGCCGGAAAUGAAGAAUAUCGUUUGACUUCAUCUGCCGGUUCAACCCCCUUGUCCCCCUCUUUCAACCUGACAUUGAUACCUCCUGCCAGACAUUCCGAUCAGCAACGAAUUCGGAAGGCCGUCGAACCGACGUCCAACGCGAAGGAGAAACCAGAGGGGACCGGACCGGGCUUGUCUUUGGAACGGGUCGUCGGUCAAGGUGUGAGUUCGAGCGACCUGACUUUCGUCGACAAUGGUCUUCUCGUGCGCAACACGACAGAGGAGGGCCCGAAGGAGGAUAGUGGAUGGCUUUUACUCGUGGAUAGGUUUGCCUGGGUGGAGAAGUCCGUUGCCUAGUCUCGAUUUGUGACUGGUUGCAGCUCUCUAGUAAAGAAACCGCGAUGCAAUGCACGCCCAACAAUGAAUGAUUAGCACAUCGAUCAUUUCGCAUACUCGGUAUCGCCCUCGCGUCGUCGUCAUAUCAUCAUCCAUUACGAUCGUUGCUAUCGUUGUAUCGUCAUGUCGUUAUGAUCAUAACGAUCAUCAUCAUUCUAUUG
Molecule: messenger RNA, 5284 nt
Organism: Filobasidium floriforme
Lineage: Eukaryota; Fungi; Basidiomycota; Tremellomycetes; Filobasidiales; Filobasidiaceae
Exons: 4
Coding region: 231-5084 (1617 amino acids)
Source: RefSeq, a predicted model, not a curated record